Molecule: messenger RNA, 1929 nt
Organism: Striga hermonthica
Lineage: Eukaryota; Viridiplantae; Streptophyta; Magnoliopsida; Lamiales; Orobanchaceae
Source: the annotation of a GenBank genome assembly
AUGACGCCGGCGAAAAAUUCAAAGGAAACGACGGCGGCAGCGGAGGCGGCGGACCUGGCCAGUGAGUACGAAGCUCCCUUCGCCAUCCACUCCCGGGACGAGGGAGAUCGGUUCGAAUCCCUCGCCUCCCGCGGUUUCACCCCUCCUCGUUACCUCGACUUCGACCUCGUACCGCUGAGUGUCGUCACCGCCGUCCGCGGCUACUGCCGCAAGCUCGGCUGGGACAAGUUCGUCCUGACGAGGCACAACGGCGGCUCUGAUUGGACCUCCGAGAAGGAUCUGUUCUACUUAUGGUGCGUCAGAGGUGAGGAGCGCGUGUGCACCCCAAGCUUUCUGCUCGCUGCUUUUAAGUCGGUAGUUGCACGCGGGUCGAGGGUCAAAUUGUGCCUCGGCAACUUUAUUACUGCAAUUGCCGUUCAUUCGGGCGUGUUUGAUCCAUAUAACACGGAUAUGCAGCCCUUGCCUGCUCGUGCUUUGGGCCUGGGUAUGCUAAAAAUAAAAAAGGUCGAGUUUUCUGUCAAUGAUGGCCAAAAUAAGAAGAAUCCGGAUGCUGCUGAGCCAAUAGUGGCCGGUGAUUUGUGUAGUGGAGGCAAGAAGAAGAGUGAUGCUUCUGAUCAUGUUUAUUGGCAGUUGAAGAAAAUGGAAAAGCAGAUGAAAGAUGGACUUGAUGCUAUAAAUGCCCGGUUAAAUGGAAUGGGAAAUCGUCUCGACGACGUGGAAAGCAAGGUUGAUUCCAUGGCUGCUUGCUAUCGAACCUUAGAGAGUAAAUGGGUGGAUUUGGGGCACGGCAAAUCGGAAGUGAAGAAUGUUGAGGCUGAUGAGUGUAUGGAAAAGUUGACAAGAAUCAAGAAAGUAAAUGAGGAAGUUGCUAAUACUUGUGAGGAGGGUGAAAAAUUGGAGCUUUCUAAUUCCAAGGAAAAAAACGAUGGCUUAAUAAAUGUAUCCGGUUUUUCGCGAAAGGUGCCUUCGGCUAAUUCUACUGGCAGUAGAAGAAGCUGUGAACCUUCGAAGAAAGGUGAUGGAUGCUUGGCUCGGCCGUGGACCCAAGUUGAUAUAUUCAAAGAUAAUCGAAAUAGAGAGCCAAGGGGUUCCGGUGCUAGUGAAACACGGUCAAUAUCUCGAGACGGGCCGUGUUUUCAUAAAACUGCCCGUUUUUCUGGAGAUAUCGUCGGCAUAAUGGAUAGUGAUGACGAGGCCACCCCUCAUGGAGAGACUGCUGAUACUUCGAAUCGAGACGUAGGUUCGAACGUGCGAGAAAACAACCUCAAAUUUGUUCAAAUCCCGUCAUGUGGCCAGAGAAGUAAGAGAAGCCGAACAGAGAGCACUGAUGACUUACUUCCGAAUUCGACUGUGGAAAAGAAAGGAAAAAUGCGCACGAGCCAAUUGGAAAAUGAAUUUCUCAAAUCAGCUCGUGAUGAAAUCGACUGUAGUUUGUCUAUUGAAAUUGAAGAAGUCUGGUCGGGCCCACCAGGAUUCGAAUCUCAAACUCCUGUCCGCGAACUUAAUAAUGGCCUAAAUAAUGUGAUUCGUGCAGAUUUGAAAUAUGAUACUAACUUCAGUGCAGAACUUAAAAGUGAUAAACUUGGAAGAAAAUUUAAUUACGAAGCUGAUAUGUUGCGCGCCUUUCAAGAGGACGAUCAGUUUUGUAUGGAAGCCGUGUGUGCUCUGUAUAGACGGCAUAUGAAACUGAAGGGUCGUUCAAAUAUUUCCAAAAACGGAGGAUUUAGCCCAGUCGAUUUUAUAAGAGGAUGCGCUUUGGCUGAGUAUCUAAUUGAUGGGGAUAAGGAGCUGAGGCUAAGGAAAUCGGUCUCUCAAGUGAAAAUGCGUCGUCCUGAGGCCAUUGGCGUAUGCAGAAAGCUCGCUAAUUUUUAUGUGGAGAAGCUUUUGGCGGUCUACCGCUCGGGAGAGGAUCCGUUAUUUGGCCAAUGA